Molecule: messenger RNA, 1971 nt
Organism: Carlito syrichta (Philippine tarsier)
Lineage: Eukaryota; Metazoa; Chordata; Mammalia; Primates; Tarsiidae
Gene: EIF2S3
Product: eukaryotic translation initiation factor 2 subunit gamma
Exons: 12
Coding region: 145-1704 (519 amino acids)
Biological process (GO): positive regulation of translational fidelity; formation of translation preinitiation complex
Cellular component (GO): cytosol; eukaryotic translation initiation factor 2 complex
Molecular function (GO): translation initiation factor activity; tRNA binding; GTP binding
Source: RefSeq, a predicted model, not a curated record
GGGGCCUUUUGGGGCGGUCCUCAGCGUUGCCUGCACGAAUAUCUAACAGGUCUGCGACGAAUAGAUCCCGAAACUUUACAUCGUGUUUUCUAACAAGCCUGCUGACAGGCACUAUGAAAAUCCAAGCGGAGAGAAGCCCAAGCAAUGAGGCCACCGCUGUACCAAUCAUCCUUUCCAAGCCUGGGCCGUAGUCGGCCUUCCCGCCCCCGCUUCCCCCGCCCAGCACUAGGGGGCCUGCAUACGGUCAGGCAGCAGCCAGGGCGACUUCCUUCCUCUCUGGGCAAGAUGGCCGGUGGCGAGGCUGGAGUGACUCUGGGGCAGCCGCAUCUUUCGCGCCAGGAUCUCGCCACCUUGGAUGUUAGCAAGUUGACGCCACUUUCACAUGAAGUUAUCAGCAGACAAGCCACAAUUAAUAUAGGUACAAUUGGCCAUGUAGCUCAUGGGAAAUCCACAGUUGUCAAAGCUAUUUCUGGAGUUCAUACUGUCAGGUUCAAAAAUGAACUAGAAAGAAAUAUUACAAUCAAGCUUGGAUAUGCUAAUGCUAAGAUUUAUAAACUUGAUGACCCAAGUUGCCCGCGACCAGAAUGUUAUAGAUCCUGUGGGAGUAGUACACCUGAUGAGUUUCCUACAGACAUUCCAGGGACCAAAGGGAACUUCAAAUUAGUCAGACAUGUUUCCUUUGUUGACUGUCCUGGCCAUGAUAUUUUGAUGGCCACUAUGCUGAACGGUGCAGCAGUAAUGGAUGCAGCUCUUCUGUUGAUUGCUGGUAAUGAAUCUUGCCCUCAGCCUCAGACUUCUGAACACCUGGCUGCUAUAGAGAUCAUGAAGCUGAAGCAUAUUUUGAUUCUACAAAACAAAAUUGACUUGGUAAAAGAAAGUCAAGCUAAAGAGCAGUAUGAGCAGAUCCUUGCAUUUGUACAAGGUACAGUAGCAGAAGGAGCUCCCAUCAUUCCAAUUUCUGCUCAGUUAAAAUAUAAUAUUGAAGUUGUUUGUGAGUACAUAGUAAAGAAAAUUCCAGUACCCCCAAGAGACUUUACUUCAGAACCCCGACUUAUUGUUAUUAGAUCUUUUGAUGUCAACAAACCUGGCUGUGAAGUUGAUGACCUUAAGGGGGGUGUAGCUGGUGGUAGUAUUCUAAAAGGAGUAUUAAAGGUUGGCCAGGAGAUAGAAGUCAGACCUGGUAUUGUUUCCAAAGAUAGUGAAGGAAAACUCAUGUGUAAACCAAUCUUUUCCAAAAUUGUUUCACUUUUUGCGGAGCAUAAUGAUCUUCAGUAUGCUGCUCCAGGGGGUCUGAUUGGUGUUGGAACAAAAAUUGACCCCACUUUGUGCCGAGCUGACAGAAUGGUUGGACAGGUGCUUGGUGCAGUCGGAGCCUUACCUGAGAUAUUCACAGAAUUGGAAAUUUCCUAUUUCUUACUUAGACGGCUUCUAGGUGUACGCACUGAAGGAGACAAGAAAGCAGCAAAGGUGCAAAAGCUGUCUAAGAAUGAAGUACUAAUGGUGAACAUAGGAUCCCUGUCGACAGGAGGGAGAGUUAGUGCUGUCAAGGCUGAUUUGGGCAAAAUUGUUUUGACUAAUCCCGUGUGCACUGAAGUAGGAGAAAAAAUUGCCCUUAGCCGAAGAGUUGAGAAACACUGGCGUUUAAUUGGUUGGGGCCAGAUAAGAAGAGGAGUGACAAUCAAGCCAACAGUAGAUGAUGACUGAAGAAUUCCAGUUAAACAAUACAAUUGGAUGGAGUCGGAAUUUCUCUUAACCUAAGGGGUUUAUUUUCAAAGCAAUACUAGGGAGUUUAUUUCACAGCUCAUUAGUAGGCAGCUGUAAGGUUAUUCUAAUUUUUUUGGUUAUGAAAAUUUAACCUCUAGUACUAAAUUAAGGUCUACAAUUUAAAAAUUGGCAUAAUGUUAGAUUGAAUAUACAUUUUAGCAGAAGUUAAACAUUCCCAAAUAAUGUCUAAUUUGUACGUCAGUGCAG